AGCAUUGAAGCAAAGAUUGUGUCAAAAUGGAUGGCCCAUGGCGUAGCCGCUGCAGACGAUCUGCAUUUGUUCCGGCCCUUGUCCUGCUGGGAAGCAGCCAGUUUCUGGUUAUUGGCUUCGUUGGGCCCGAUGUCCCCAGCUACACUAGAAGCGAAGGUCGCCCCGUGGCGAGACGUUCAGAGGGUGGCGAUCUACUAGAAGGGGAGCGCUUCAUCGUCAUGAAUCGGUUUCGAGUCAAAGAAGGCGCUGAAGAGCGAUUCGAGCAGCGCUGGGGCAAAGAUCGCUCUGUUGCUGGCUUGGAGGGUUUGCGCUGGUUCUCUCUCCUGCGACGCGUGUCCAGCACGCCAAAGUCCACAGGAGCCCUCAGUGUUGUGUUCAACUACGACGACGAGCAGUUCGAAGAUGACUACACCUAUGUUUCCCUUGGCGUUUGGGAAAGCAAAGGGGCAUUCAGUGCCAGCACUGCGCAGACGCAGGAAGACAGCGCGAGUUUCGCCAGUGCAGUGCUGAAAGGAUUCCCUACGAGUGGUCCCCCGAAGCCCGCGCUUUGGGAUGGAAUGCUGUUGGAGAAAGCCGAGGAGACAGCAAAGGCUGCACCUUUCAUUGUCAUGAACCGCUUUACGGUGAAGCCUGGAUCGGAGCCGGAGUUUGAGCAGCGCUGGGCCAAGCGAGAAAGCAAGCUGCAAGAGGCCAAAGGCUUCCAAUUCUUCCAGCUCUUAAGACGAGCGCAAACUCCAGACGAUGAUGUGAACUACAUCAGCAUGAGCGCUUGGACGGAUCGGAGUAGCUUUGACAAAUGGUGGAGCAGCAAAAGCUUCGCGAAUAUGGCGCAAGUUCAGGGAAACCUCUUGGAAAGUGAGAUUGUUCGCUACUUCUACGAGGGGGUGUUUGUGGUGGAGGGUGACAAGGGCCUGUGAGGGCACCUGUUGGCUUGGCGCCAUGCAGCGCUGCCAGAUGCAUCAGACAGAAACCACCAGCUGGAAAGUGGCUGGUGGAAUCCAAGCAUCUCACCAAACAAUACACAAAUCAUCUAGGUUGUUU
Molecule: messenger RNA, 1041 nt
Organism: Cladocopium goreaui
Lineage: Eukaryota; Dinophyceae; Suessiales; Symbiodiniaceae
Source: the annotation of a GenBank genome assembly